Messenger RNA from Daucus carota subsp. sativus, 939 nucleotides. Its product is annotated as putative F-box/LRR-repeat protein 23. Bases 1 to 939 code for a protein of 312 amino acids. Lineage: Eukaryota; Viridiplantae; Streptophyta; Magnoliopsida; Apiales; Apiaceae. The record is from RefSeq and is a predicted model, not a curated record. Gene Ontology annotation, molecular function: protein binding. The transcript is spliced from 2 exons.
AUGGGCAUGGAUCAAAGAAACUGGUUAGAUCUUCCUGAUGAUGUUACAACAAACAUACUCGAUAGGUUGAGCGUAGUUGAGAUUCUUGAGAACGCACAGAAGGUGUGCACUGCGUGGCGUAAAAUCUGCAAAGACCCGGCUAUGUGGAGAGUUAUCGACAUGGAAAAUCUUCAAGGUUUGGCUAACCCUCGUGCACUUGAGAAGAUGUGUAUGAAUGUGAUUGAUCGGAGUCAAGGCCAGCUUGUUGAUUUAAGCAUCGAACAUUUUCCUACUGAUGAUUUGAUUGAAUUCCUCGCUCAAGGCGAAAGAUCAAGUCAGCUCAGGCGUCUUCAAAUUUCAUAUUGCUAUGGUUCGUUGCAUAAAUCUUGGAAUGACUUAUUUAGAAAGGCUCCGAUGCUGGAGGAAAUUGCUCUUACUUUCACUACUAUUUCGGAGGAGACUGUUGCAGAAAUUAGUCGAUGUUGUCCCAUGCUCAAGUCAUUCACAUAUAACAAUCAUGGUUGGAGGCAUAGCAUAGGGAUGGAUGCUGCAGAUGACUUUGUUAUAUCUGUUGCAAAAGGCAUGCCGCAGUUACUCCACCUACAGCUCACUGGCAAUGAAAUGUCAAACAAGGGUUUACAGGCGAUUCUGGAUGGUUGUCCUAACCUUCAGUCCCUUGAUCUACGUGGAUGCUUCAGCAUUAAACUUUACGACAGUUGUGGAAAGCUAUGUAAGGAACGAAUCAAGAACUUGAGGCUCCCCCGUGACUCUAUGAUAGGCCACAAAGUUGCACCCUACGAUAGUGAAGAUGAGUAUGAAGAUUAUCUCUGGGAUGGUUAUGUUGGGCUUUAUGACGAUCUUUUGGAUGAUGUUGGUGGUGGCUUUGAUGAUGAUGAUGGUGGCUUUGGACCUUUUGGUGGUUUUGCUGAUGGCGUUGCAGAUUAUUACCAUCUCCUCUGA